ACCUGGGAUUUGUUUAAAAAGAUUUCUAAGAAAAUAUAAUUUUUAAAAUUUAUAUAAACUAAAUAUAACUCAGAUUUUACACAUUUUAACUAAGUCGAACAGGCGAUUUAAACAAUUUUUUCCGUCAAUAUUUAAUUUUGGUUUGAAAAAACAUAAAACCAUUUCCAAACCUUGGAUUUAUUUUAUAAAUUUAAGUGAAAGUAGCGAGAAAAUUAAAUUUUUAAAAUGUUGAAAAGGUAACAGUAUGCGAAGCCAUGCAAAUAUUUCAAACGUGUAAAGAUAUUUACGAAUAUAUCUGUACAUAAUUUGAUCGAAAUUAUGUAUAAUAUCGGAAUGGAAGUGUCGGGAAAAUGUCCUCUAGUGUUGAAAACCUAAUGCAAAACUGUGCCGAAUAACCGGCAACACUGCCUACUGUCAGCUGUGUAGCAUGCCAACUUUCUGCAGGUAUUCGAUUUUAGAUUUGUUUUCGAUGCGAUGGCAAAAUUUCACAAAAUUUUUUAAUUAUUUGUUGUUACUCGAUACAUAGAUAUUAUUGUGGAAUUUUGAUAGUGGCUGAGUAAUUAAAGACCAGCAUCAAAAUGUCUCGACACAGAAUAGUGCGGGCUAUGGAUUACAACGACGAAUAUGACGGUUACGAUGAUGUCUACGGCACCUCUGUUGAUGAUGAUAGUUGCAUAUCCCCAACAGACGCGCAAUGGCUAUAUGACAGAGCUCGAGGUCAACACAGUAUGUCUGCCUUUAUUAAAAAUAAUAGAGAUAUUGAAGAGGAGGAGGAAACUUUAGAAGAUAGUAUCUCAUAUGAGAAAGAUCGACGAGACUCAGAUAAUUUUCAAAUGCCAAUAUUAAAUGAUGUUGACAAAGCGAAACUUACAUCUUGCAUCGAUGAAGUACGCAACGUGGUUGGAGAUCAAAUAUCAGAGCGAAGAAUCGUAGAGACUUCUAUUAGUUUCGGUUAUGAUAUAACAAAAAUACUCGACGAUAUUUUAAAUAACGAAUGUGACAGCAAACCCAAGCGGCAUAAAUCCGUUAGUGGGAGUAGCACGUCAAAAAAUCAAAUGCUGCAGCCAACUACGUCGUCUGCAUCAAAGCAAAAAACACCUGAUCGUGAAAUAGCUCCCAACGUAAAUAUCCCACCUACAAUCAAAGUCACUGCCCAACCGUUAAGUGAACGAGAUAUACGCCGUGGUUUUGAAGUUAAUUCCCCACAGCAGCAGCUGUCACCAGCCGUGUCUGGAAGAAAUACUCCUGUAGAUGAAGAUGUGAAUAAAACCAUAAUAUCGAUUAAAGUAUCCAAAGAACAAUCUCAGCGCGAUGCUCGAAAGCUUUACGCUCAAGAAAGAGGAGAACAAAAAGCUCAUUUUCAUAUGAUAGUCAUUGGGCAUGUUGAUGCAGGUAAAAGUACAUUAAUGGGCCAUUUACUAGUUGAUACUGGAUAUGUUUCACAAAGAGUAAUGCACAAGCAUGAACAAGAAUCAAAGAAAAUGGGUAAACAAAGUUUUAUGUAUGCAUGGGUUUUGGAUGAAACUGGGGAAGAACGAUCGAGAGGAAUUACUAUGGAUGUUGGAUAUUCACGUAUAGAGACCGACACCAAAGUUGUUACACUAUUGGAUGCUCCUGGGCACAAAGACUUUAUACCAAACAUGAUUUCUGGUGCUACUCAGGCAGAUGUUGCUCUCUUGGUAGUAGAUGCAUCGCGUGGCGAGUUCGAAGCUGGGUUUGAACAAGGUGGUCAAACACGAGAGCAUGCAUUACUCGUUCGUUCAUUAGGUGUAAAUCAAUUGGGAGUGGUUAUUAAUAAGUUAGACAUGGUUGACUGGUCAAAAGGACGAUUCGAUGAAAUUGUUGGUAAAUUGAAAAUUUUUCUCAGGCAAGCUGGCUUUAAAGAAUCAGAUGUUACAUUCAUACCCUGUUCGGGCCUUAGUGGUGAAAAUUUAUCAAAACCAGCACAAGAACCUGCUUUAAAAACAUGGUACAAAGGACCACAUUUGUUAAGAGUAAUAGAUAAUUUUAAACUACCAGAGAGAUCAAUAGACCGUCCUUUACGUAUGUCCGUGUCCGACAUAUAUAAAGGCACCGGUUCCGGCUUUUGUAUAUCAGGCCGUAUAGAGACCGGUGUACUUAGCAUUAAUGACCGUGUGUUGGUCGGUGCUAGUCGCGAGCAAGCUCAAACCAAAGCAUUACAAAUCGACGAAAUUCCACAAACAAAUGCUUUUGCAGGAGAUCAAGUAUCAGUGACAUUGUCAGGAGUCGAUAUGUCUACAGUAUCUGUUGGGUCCAUUAUUUGCGAUCCUCAAAAUCCAAUUCCGGUGGCAAAUCGUUUCCAGGCUCGUAUACUUGUGUUUAAUGUUACAGUGCCAAUAACUAUUGGUUAUCCUGUGCUGCUCCAUUAUCAGUCGCUCAUAGAGCCAGCUGUCCUUUGUAAAUUACAAGCACAAUUACAUAAAAGCACCGGUGAAACUAUCAAGAAGAAGCCUCGAGUUCUCGGUAAUAACACGUGUGCUUUAGUUGAAAUAGAAACAACAAAACCCAUAUGCAUAGAACGUUAUGCAGACUUUAAAGAAUUAGGACGCUUCAUGUUGCGAGUGGGAGGAGUCACCAUUGCGGCGGGUAUGGUUACGAAAAUACGCUAAUAUUAAGGCCUUUAAAAUGUGAAUACUAUAUAAUAAAUGUAUCUACAUUGUUUUGAGGUGCAAUUCACUAACUUGUUUCAUUUAAGGAAAUUUAGAAUAAAUGUGUUAUAAAAGCAAUGCGGAAUCAUAAUAUUUAACGAUUUCAUUGUUCAAAAAUCAAUUGGUGCUACUACAAUAAUAGCAAAUGGCCGUUUAACUUUUUUACUGUUUGUUUUUAAUUGUUUGAUGAAUAAAAAAUUAAAAUAAGUCAUUGUUCCUAUAGUGAGAAUACUUGAAAGAUUUUAAGUACAUAAGUGUAACCUAUAAUGGAAUAUUGGAAAAUUAUAUGCAAACAAAAAACGUUAAAAAAUGUUUGAAACUACUUAUAUUAUUGAGAAUUUAUUAAACGAACAUGUAAUUCAAUUUAAAGUACCCAGUUCUUAAAUUCCAAGGGUGUCAAAUUUGAUUCUUAAUUAAGUAAUGAUUUUCUUUAAUAAGACGAUUAAUUUAUCGAUAUAACGCGGCUGUCAUUUUUUACUCGUUACAUUUAUGCUGUCAAUUUUCUAUUCGUUAAUUGUUGCAACCUUGCUCUAGUUGUGACGCGUCGUGCAAAGAUACAGAAAAAUUUGUGGUCGUUUUCGAUGAUUUUUCUUAAUAGAAGUUUUAAUCCUGAACGAUAAUUGUUUUUUAAACUGUUUCCAAUAUAAUUGUGUUUCGUUGGCACAGUGUGUGGAAAGAAAACUUAAAAAAUAAUUAAGUAACUGCUGAAAAACUGCGCAGAAAUUUUAUUCACAUUCCAUUUUGUGCUUGAUAUUCGGAGCAGGUCAGUUGAUUCGUUAGUUUAGUUUGGAGCGAGUUUUUAGACACCAUAGUUGAUUUAAAGCAAGACUGUGAAUUUAGAACCAAAGGCGUUCGUUGAAACAAAGAAGGAACGAAUAAAGAGAAGUAAGCAACAGAAAAAACAGGCAAACGCUUCAGCUUGAAAGCAACAGCGAAACGGUGCAAAGGGACGCAGUCACGGAAUUUGAGUGAAAUUAUAUCUGGCUGUGAGGAGGUGCAACCGCAACGUAAUCACUAACAACAACAACAGCAACGGCAACAGCGGCUGGAAGAAAGAAGGUAAAAUAGAAGGGACAAAAUGAGUCAUAUUAGCAUGAUGAAGUUGAAGUUGAGCCUAAAAUAGCGAUUUUGUUACAUUUCGGAUUGUGCUUCCAGUUUUGGGUUUCCAAUAAAGAAGAAAAAAGAUUCCGAAAAGUGAUAACUAAACGAACUAAAUGAAAAAAACAACUUCAUUAAAAGAAACAAAGUUCAAUAACGAAAAACGGGCAUAUCCAAAAUUAAAAUAGACACUACAAGAAAAAAUUAAGGCAAUAACUCGCUAAAAGAAUACGAGCUGAAAUUGUUGAUUGCAAUAAAAAAUAAAUGUAAAUCUACAAACCUAAAGCGUUUACGCCAACAAAGGAAAUUCGUAAUUACGUUAUCACUUGUAGUGCACGGCUAUAUAUAAAUUGCCGUUUUAUUUCCUGUUCAGUAAAUAUAAAAAACAAAGUAGUUCGUCCAUCCCAUCACUGACACUAUGCGUGAGUAUAAAAUUGUGGUCUUGGGCAGUGGAGGUGUAGGCAAAUCGGCCUUAACCGUGCAGUUCGUGCAAGGUAUAUUCGUAGAAAAAUAUGAUCCCACAAUUGAAGACAGUUAUCGUAAACAGGUGGAAGUGGAUGGUCAACAGUGUAUGUUGGAGAUACUGGACACUGCUGGUACAGAACAAUUUACCGCCAUGCGUGAUCUCUAUAUGAAAAAUGGCCAAGGCUUUGUUCUCGUAUAUUCUAUAACAGCACAAUCAACAUUCAAUGAUCUGCAAGAUCUGCGUGAACAAAUAUUGCGUGUAAAAGAUACAGAUGAUGUACCAAUGGUGCUAGUGGGUAACAAAUGCGAUUUGGAAGAUGAGCGCGUAGUAGGAAAAGAACUGGGUAAAAGUCUGGCCACACAAUUUAACUGCGCCUUCAUGGAAACAUCAGCCAAAGCUAAAGUUAAUGUCAAUGAUAUAUUCUAUGAUCUGGUCAGGCAGAUCAAUAAAAAGUCACCCGAGAAGAAACAGAAGAAACCUAAAAAAUCCUUAUGUGUUCUGCUAUAAGACUACAAUUUUAAAACAAAUAUAUAAAAAAAAUAUGGUAUUGAUUGGAGCAAAUAAAUAAACAAAUAGUGAGGAUAAAAAAUGUUUGAGUACCAAGGAUAAAAUUGAGAAAAACAUUGAUGUUAAAUGUGGGGGUUUUCUAAAGUCCGCUAUCGUUCUCGCUGUCUCUUUAGAUAUACAUAUAGAAAUAAAAACUGGAAUACAUACAUAUGUACUUGUAAUGAUGAUAGACAAAAAAAUUUAAUAAAAAUUAUAUUCAAUAUAGGCGAAAUUUUGAAAUGCCAAGUUUAUUUUGUUGUAUUAAAAUUAAAUGAGUUUGUAUUAUUUUAUUUUAUAAUUAAACUUUUUAUAUGAAACCAAAAGGCAAGUCUAAGCGCAAACAUAAAAUGAAGUUAAAGCAAAAUUCCAUGUGAAAGUAAAACAGUAAGAAAACAAAUAAGCCGCAUUGUCAAAAUCAUUCAAACCGUUUAUACAAUUUACAAACACUACUUUGCUACUAUUUUACAAAUUUACAAGAUAUCUAUAAAUAAGAGAAAAAAAUGUAUAGUUUUGAAUAAACACGCUUGUAAGCUAAUAUGAAUGAUAUGUAUGUAUAUUAGGGCCUCAGUAAAGUCAAAACGAUUUCUCACACGCUUUAAGGCAUAAAAAAAUCGGGGUAAAUAUGUUAUAGUUUUAUUUUCACACAUGAUUCUACGGUUGUGAAUUUUUCAUAAUCAUACAACACCUCCGGUUUUUAUUGCUCCCAAACUUAUAUUAUCACUUUAUUCAUAAAUGUUCUUUUGAUUGCAUCAUAAAAAUAUGUAUUUUAUGUUAAAAAUAAUACAUUAUUAGCCAUAACUGAAAUGCGUAGGCCAAAUCGUAAUAGUUGAAAUAACCGUUUUGACUUAAAAACCUAAGCAAAGGAUAUGCCAAGCAAAUAACUAAAACAUAAAUUAUUGGAAAUAUAAAAGAAACGGAAAUGUUGAGAAAAUAAGAAUUUUUGCCAUUUAAGGCACAUAGUUAUAUGUACAAUUCAUAUAGACCAGCACAUUUAUUGCUAGUCUUCUAUCAAUUUCAUUUUUUUCCAUUAAUUAAUGUUUAUAUAGAAAUAAUGUAAUAGCACUGUCAGAAAGACAAAACGAUUCCCAUGUGCCCUAUAAAUAUUGAAAAAUCAUAAGUAAUCGGAUUAUCGUACUCGUACAUUAUGUAGACCACUUUUCAUCAAGAUCAGAAUAUUAUCCAAGCCGAAAUGAAAUGCAUAUUGCGAUUACUAGACCAACGAGCCCUUCACCAAACAAUCAAAAUAUAUAAAUCCGAUAGUUACCACUUUUCAUUGAAAAAUCAUUUGAUAUAAAAAUUAAUGUUUUCUAGCAUUAUGAACAAUUGUAUAAAUUUAAUGAAAAAUUGCAAAAAAAAAAAGUUUAAAUGAAAAAUUAUUAAUUACAAACAAAAUAAUUUAAACAAAAGAUUGAAAUGGUAAAGAAUUGAAACCCGCUAAAUUAAAAUUCAUAUAAAAUUUUUUCUUUACAGCGUGGUAUUUACAACACCCAGCAAAAAUGAACAAUGUAUAAUGACCUAAAAUUUGUGAGCGGUAAAAAUAAAAUUAAACAAUGCAAUCGCAACAAUAUAAUGUGAAAUAAUAGAAACAAGUGCAUAAACCAUAAAUCAAAGUGUAACAAAAAAAUAAUAAGAAAUAGAUUUAUUGUCUUCUAAAUACUAAUUAAAUGUAUUACGUUUACAUAUAAUAAUAAAACAAAAAAAUCGAAAACAUUAAA
Messenger RNA from Bactrocera oleae (olive fruit fly), 6494 nucleotides. The record is from RefSeq and is a predicted model, not a curated record. NCBI's taxonomy places the organism in Eukaryota, Metazoa, Arthropoda, Insecta, Diptera, Tephritidae.